GUGGAGCGGCCCUUAGUUACCGCGUGUUGCUGCUGCCGCCGCCGCCGCCGCCGCCGCCGCCGCCGCCGAGGUUUCCUAAUCGAGGAACCGCGAAAAAAUGGUGGCGACUCCACAGCCCUUUGAUGGAGAAUAUGUGGCAACUCUUCCUUAGCAAGAAGUCUUUAACAUCAGGGUGAUGAACAAAAAAACCUCAUCGAGUCCAAGGGUCUUUGGACAGUUCAUUUCUCUAGAAGAUAAUUAUGGAAGGAGAUCUUCGGAAUAUUAUUAUCUUCAAUGCUUCCAAAAAGGAAAUUUUUACUAUGAACAGUGGUUAUAGGAUUUUACAAAAAAAACUUCGUAGUAACUGGAAAAUACAGAGCUUAAAAGAUGAACUCACUUCAGAGAAACUUUCAGGAGUAAAACUAUGGAUUACUUCAGGACCCAGAGAAAAGUUUACAGCUGCUGAAUUUGAAGUUCUAAAGAAAUACCUAGAAAGUGGUGGGAAUAUCUUGGUGAUGCUGGGAGAAGGUGGUGAAUCUCGUUAUGAUACUAACAUCAACUUCUUAUUAGAAGAGUUCGGGAUCAUGGUCAAUAAUGAUUCUGUGGUGAGAAAUGUAUAUUAUAAAUAUUUCCAUCCUAAAGAAGCCUUGGUGUCUAAUGGAGUUUUAAAUCGGGAAAUCAGCAGAGCUGCAGGAAAAACAGUGACUGGGAUAAUAGAUGAAGAUACUGGUGGAAAUGAUUCGCAGGCUCUGACUUUUGUAUAUCCGUUUGGUGCUACAUUAAAUGUGAUGAAACCUGCAGUGGCUGUUCUGUCUACAGGCUCUGUGUGUUUUCCUCUUAAUAGACCCAUUUUGGCUUUUUAUCCUUACAAGACUCAAGGUGGCAAAUUAGCAGUAUUGGGAUCGUGUCAUAUGUUCAGUGAUCAGUAUUUGGAAAAAGAAGAAAAUACCAAAAUCAUGGAGGUACUUUUCCAGUGGCUUACAACAAAUGACAUUCACUUAAAUCAGAUAGAUGCAGAAGAUCCAGAAAUUUCUGAUUAUACAAUGCUUCCUGAUAUAGCCACUUUGUCGGAACGGUUACGAGUUUGUCUGCAAGAGGGAGAUGAGAAUCCACGAGACUUUACAACACUGUUUGAUAUGUCUAUUUACCAACUAGAUACUACAGCGCUUCCAAAAAUUAUUAAGUCUUAUGAACAGCUGAAUGUGAAAUAUGAACCACUUCAGCUAAUUCAGCCACAGUUUGAAACACCUUUACCUGCACUCCAGCCAGCAGUUUUUCCACCAGCCUUCAGAGAGUUGCCUCCUCCCAGCUUGGACUUGUUUGAUUUGGAUGAAACUUUUUCUUCUGAGAAAGCUCGUCUCGCCCAAAUAACAAAUAAGUGUACUGAAGAUGAUCUAGAAUUCUAUGUCAGAAAAUGUGGCGAUAUCCUAGGGGUAACUAAUAAACUGCCAAAGGAACAGCAAGAUGCCAAGCAUAUACUGGAGCAUAUUUUCUUUCAAGUGGUGGAGUUCAAGAAGCUAAAUCAAGAACAUGAUAUUGAUACAAGUGAAGUUGGAUUCCAGGGUUUCUGAAAAAUCCAAAGUGUAAACAAUGUCUUCUUUUUGGAAAAAGAAUCAUAAUUUAUUGAACAAGCACAUGACAAAUGACUGUUACCUGCCAAUUUUCUAUAUCCACACUAUGUUGUAAAUAUGAAGAUAAUCUAAAAUUUUGAAUGAGAAACUGUCUUAGAGGCAGUAAUUUUGAUUUAUAUAUAUAUAUAUAUAUAUAAUGUAUAUUUAAUGUGUUUUUUAAAUAAAUCAUUUGUACAAUUUGAAAUUCUUGUUUCUGAUUAGUUCUCUAAAGAUUCUUCUGAGCAAUAUAAAUAUGUAUAAUGGCUAGGGAAAUGUGUGAUAGUGAUUAGUUAUUGCAAGAUAUGAAACAUAGAUGGAAUUCCAUGUAUUAGGAGGACUUAAAGGCCUGUCUUCAGGUACAGCUUUGGAUGAGGAAGUCUGUUCAGGAAUUCAUGAUCAAAAAGGCCUUUAAGUAGUUUAGUUGUAGAAAUAGCUGUAUUAAAAUUUGUGUCUUAAGUGAUUGUUAAAAACAGAUCAAGGAUAUUCUCAUUUUGAGUUAGACUGAGAAGGUCAGUUAAAAUCUCAGGUUAAACAUAGUUUAUGUGAGGUCAAGGAACUACCUAAGGUGUUUUUUUAGUGUUGAUAGAAAAAUGUGCAGUUGAGUUAUACCAAUACUCAGCACAACAGAAAGUAUUGAAAUUCAGCACUGACUUCGAUAAUGGAAGUAGCUGAUUUAAUUUCAAGAGGAAAGAAAUAAAACUGAUUUCCACACAUAAUAAGCAGU
This is a messenger RNA of Pantherophis guttatus, 2313 nucleotides long. RefSeq names its product intraflagellar transport 52 (gene IFT52). Gene Ontology annotation, cellular component: centriole; cilium; intraciliary transport particle B. Gene Ontology annotation, biological process: cilium assembly; intraciliary transport. The record is from RefSeq and is a predicted model, not a curated record. Lineage: Eukaryota; Metazoa; Chordata; Lepidosauria; Squamata; Colubridae.